Molecule: messenger RNA, 1411 nt
Organism: Zingiber officinale
Lineage: Eukaryota; Viridiplantae; Streptophyta; Magnoliopsida; Zingiberales; Zingiberaceae
Product: GDSL esterase/lipase At2g23540-like
Exons: 5
Coding region: 111-1226 (371 amino acids)
Molecular function (GO): hydrolase activity, acting on ester bonds
Source: RefSeq, a predicted model, not a curated record
AGCUCCAUCGGCUACUGCCCAUUCAACUCCUUCACCAAGAAGACGGCCUCUAUAAACUCGAGUUUCUCUCCAGUUAAGCCUCACUUAGAAGAGAUUGCUCAGUGAAUCAGAUGGCCACCAGCCUUGCCUGGGUGACUCUGCUUCUGCUGCUACUUUGUGCCAUGGCAACUGGAGAUGAAGGUGAUCAGGAGACGUCUGUAUCAGCUUCUUUCGUGUUUGGCGACUCCCUCGUUGAUGCCGGCAAUAACAACUAUUUCAACACCCUGUCAAAGGCCGAUAUGUCACCCAACGGCAUCGACUUUGCGGCCUCUGGCGGUGAGCCGACCGGCCGGUACACCAACGGCAGGACCAUUGCAGACAUCAUCGGAGAAUUGCUAGGACAAAAAGGCUAUUCUCCACCAUUUUUAGCUCCGAAUACAACUGGAUCUGUCAUUCUAAACGGAGUGAACUAUGCUUCUGGAGGUGGAGGCAUACUCAAUGGAACUGGAAGAAUUUUUGUGAAUAGACUGGGUUUGGACAUCCAACUUGAUUACUUCAACACCACGAGGCAGCAACUGGAUGAAUUACUGGGGAAGUCCCAGGCAAAAGAAUUCAUGAUGAAGAAAUCUAUCUUCUCAGUUACCAUAGGAUCCAAUGAUUUCCUAAACAAUUACCUUCUUCCAGUACUGUCUGCAAGAGAAAGAGCCAGGCUAAAUCCAGAUGACUUCAUCAAUGAACUCAUCACCACAUUUCGCAGCCAACUUAUAAGACUCUACACUCUUGACGCGCGAAAAAUCGUUGUGGCAAACGUAGGGCCGAUAGGAUGCAUCCCUUACCAGAAGACUCUGAAUGGCGUGAAGGAGAAUGAGUGUGUUGGGUUGCCAAACGAGCUUGCAGUACAAUACAAUGGCCAGCUGAGGGACUUGCUCGCUGAGCUAAAUGACAAUCUCCCCGGAGGCCAGUUUGUUCUUGCCAAUGUCUAUGAUUUAGUCUUGGAGGUCCUCACAAACCCUGGAAAAUAUGGCUUCAAAACAAGCAGUUAUCCUUGUUGUGGAGACGGGGGGCAAUAUCAGGGUUAUAUUCCAUGCGGUCCAACCUCAAGCAUGUGCGACGAUCGUUCAGCUUAUGUGUUUUGGGAUCCGUAUCAUCCGAGUGAGGCAGCAAAUCUUCUUUUUGCGAAAUAUAUUGUUGAUGGCGGUACUAAAUAUGUAUCUCCCAUGAAUCUUCGACAACUUGUACAACUCUGAUUAGCAUAUCAUGCUCGUAGAUGUGCAUCUUAUUGAUUUGUCUCAAUUGUCUUCUUAAUUAUGUGGUAGCAGAAAGCUCAAUAUGCUUCUGCGUCUUGAGAGAGUUAAUUAACAGAUGUUGAUGGGACAAUUGUGUGAUGUAUAAUAAAUUUGAGUUCUGAGGUGAAAUUGAGUUUGCUUUCGUU